Molecule: messenger RNA, 4842 nt
Organism: Silurus meridionalis
Lineage: Eukaryota; Metazoa; Chordata; Actinopteri; Siluriformes; Siluridae
Product: potassium voltage-gated channel subfamily G member 3-like
Exons: 2
Coding region: 528-1832 (434 amino acids)
Biological process (GO): protein homooligomerization; potassium ion transmembrane transport
Cellular component (GO): membrane; voltage-gated potassium channel complex
Molecular function (GO): delayed rectifier potassium channel activity
Source: RefSeq, a predicted model, not a curated record
CUUUGUACAGGUGUGCAUAUGCGUUAUCAAUGUAUAGUGAGAUUGACGCAGUGUAACACAAGCUAAUGUACUCAACCCAUUUGUAGUUUAUCGCCAUUCUUGAGGAUACCAAGAACGCGCGCUCGCGUGAACGUGUGAAUGCACGCACGUCUUUAAAUAUCUGCGUACACGUUUGUGUGUGUGUGUGUGUGUGUGUGUGUGUGUGUGUGUGUGUGUGCGCGCCUGACAUCACUCCUCCUUUUCUCGCUUUGACAGCGGCACGGUGACACCUCGGUGAGAGGCUGUGCGCGCGUAACGGUGCGCGCCUCCGCACUUUCCUCCGCGUCGGCGAUCGCGUCUUCAAGUUUUCUCUCCGAGCCCGAUAUCCACGGAGACUGCAUCGGGGUCUUUAGAGUUUUAGUGCUUCACUUGAAGACGGCCAAACCAUGUGCUCUGAGACUAACGCGCAGCUACGGAGUUUCUCCAUCUGCCAGCAGCUCGCCAAGAUUGGCACUUUUCUCUCGCGUGCUCGCUGAACGCUCCCGAGGAUGAAGUUUGGCCAAAGCGUUUGCAUCUUAAACGUGGGCGGCACGCGGUACGCUUUUCCCAUGGAUGUGCUGAAGGACUUCCCUCUGAGGAGAGUGAGCCGCCUGCACAGCUGCGCGUCUGAGCGAGAGGUGCUCGAAGUGUGCGACGACUACGAUCGGGAGCGCAACGAGUUCUUCUUCGAUCGCCACGCUGAAGCUUUCGGCUUCCUCAUGCUCUACGUGAAGCACGGCAAACUGCGCCUGGUGCCACGCAUGUGCGAGCUCUCCUUCUACAACGAGAUGAUCUACUGGGGCUUGGAAAGCUCACACCUGGAAAUGUGCUGCCAGCGUCGCCUGGACGAUCGCAUGUCCGACACAUGCACACACUUCAGCGAGGAGGAGCGCCGCGUCGAGGACCGAGAUGAAAAAAAGGAGCAAGAGCAGCAGAGGCGGCGAGGCGCGGGCCGCGUAAAGGACGCCAAGUGGCUCGAGAGCAUGCGCAGGACCUUCGAGGAACCCGCGUCCUCCGUGGCCGCGCAGAUUCUCGCUUCCGUCUCCGUCCUUUUUGUCAUUGUGUCAAUGGUGCUCCUGUGCGCGAGCACUCUGCCCGACUGGAAAACGGCCGAAAGUAACACGGUGGAGGAGCACAGGUACACAGAGUCUAUAGACCAUCCGGCCGGGAUCAUCGAGGCGGUGUGCAUUGGGUGGUUCACAGCAGAGUGCAUCGUGCGUUUCCUUGUGUCACGUGACAAGUGUGAGUUUGUACGCCGUCCUUUGAAUAUCAUUGACCUGCUGGCCAUAACCCCUUACUACAUCUCCGUGACCAUGACAGUCCUGACUGGAGAGAACUCGCAGCUGCAGCGGGCCGGCGUGACACUGCGCGUGCUGCGUAUGAUGCGCAUCUUCUGGGUGAUCAAGCUUGCUCGCCACUUCCUGGGCCUGCAGACACUGGGCCUAACACUGCGCCGUUGUUACCGUGAGAUGGUCAUGCUACUGGUGUUUAUCUGCGUGGCCAUGGCCAUCUUUGGGGCCCUGGCCCAGCUGCUUGAGCAUGGGCUUGACCUGAAGUCCAGCAAUGAGGAGUAUGCCAGCAUCCCUGCCGCCUGCUGGUGGGUUAUUAUCUCCAUGACGACUGUCGGCUAUGGAGACAUGUACCCCAUCACCGUGCCAGGGCGUGUGCUAGGAGGCCUUUGUGUGGUUAGUGGAAUAGUGCUGCUGGCACUGCCCAUUACUUUCAUCUAUCACAGCUUCGUGCAGUGUUACAAUGAACUUAAGUUCCGUUCCGCUCGCUGCACCAGGAGCCUCUCGGCUGAGUUCCUCAACUGACUGUGUGUCUGGCAGACUGACACGGACCUGUUUCUCAUCACUAUUUGAAUAAGAGAUUUAUUUGGUCCUCUGAGCUGAGUGAAUGAUCCAACUCAGUCAUAUAUCUUGUCUCAGGUAGAGCAUAGGAGCUUGGUCUUAAAUGACUUUACAUGUGCUUAACCUAUCUGGUACUUAACUCAGUCCACUGAGGAGCUCAGUGUCUACAGGGAUUAGUUCCAGCCCUGCUCCACACAAACUGAUUUUACCAGAAACAAAGACUGGAACUCAUUCAGUCAGGUUGAGUGUUGUGGUACAUAGUUGGAACAAAUACUGUGGAUUCUGUGUCCCUUCAUGGUGCAGGUUGAGUGUCCAUGGUUUACCCAGCAAGUCCACUUUUGACAAACAUUUUUGCAGGUCAGGAUUCGCUCAGCUGUGCUGUUUUUACCAUAGCGACAGUUAGGAGCUUUCACAGUGGUAGGCAAGGAUACCAUGGAAACAUUGGCUUUCAGGCCAGAUAUCCCAGUUAGGGGCAAACUACUGAAACUGCUGGUGGGCAGCUUUGACUUGUCUACCAGAGGCCUCAAGCAUACUCGACAUGGCUUAAAAACUUGAUCUUCACAGCCAGACAGACAUGCAUUUCAUCCACUAGCAAUGGUAUACAGCCUCUGAAAGAUUUUAGCUUCUGAAUGUCAAGUAGACAUCCAGUUUUGGCAAACAUACAGAGCAAAAAAAUAAAUAAAAAUUAAUCCAAUUUCACUAAAUUAAUUUUUAUUAUAACAGUAUUUCUAGAACACAACAACCCAGCUUCUCUGAAACAAAAUUUUAGGUGGUUAUAUAAGCAUUGCAGGGUGAAAUGUUCAAACAUUAAAAUGAUUGUGUAAAAUCCAAUGAUGUGUGACAUGAAAUCUGCAGGGAUAUUGGAAAUCCAAAAGUGUGAGAGCGAGAGAGGAAUAGAAAAAGAGGAGCAGAGAGGAAUGAUGCUUAGCUGUGUAGGCAACUGUGCAGCAUUGGUAAAUAUGUAAAGUGGAAUACAGUGAGCUACUGAAUGAGAGCACUAUUAUAUGAAUUGAUUGGCCAUGUACAUAUAAAGUUCUUCUUAUUCACCACUGGCAUGCCUCCUAUGUGGUUCAAUAUGGCUUAACGUUUGAGGAGUGAAGAGCUUUGCAUAUUGUGCUAGACUCUGGCAAAUACUUGUUUUCAUACAACACUCUCUAGAGUGUUUACAAAUAAUCCUAAAACCCAGUUACUCCGGGAAACAAUCCUCUUGUCAUAAAUGAAUUGGAUUUAAGGAGAAGCUUUGUUAAAGGUAAACAUAAAUACAAUUAAUGAUAAAAAUAUUAAACAUGGAAAAAACACAAGUUAAUGGGGCCAUCCUGGCCCCUUUGUCUUUUUAUUUGGCUUAUUCUAUUAGAUCUGCAUUUUAAUUUUUAGCAUUAUUAUUAUAUGGAAAAAGUAAAUCUGCUUAGAGAAAAAGACAAAUAUACUGACCAGACUCCAUGUAAAUUGCUUAGUUAUGCUAAGUACUCUAAUGGUAAUCUUAUCACAUGCAUGUCAGCAAAGGGAGGUGUAAUUUCACACCUAAGUAUCAGGUGGGGGGAAAAAAGCUACUUUGAAAAAAAUAAGUAAACAUCAUAAAUGUACAUCAAAUCCAGCUAUUUUCCCUUCAACUGGGUGAUACUCCUCCCUGCUAAUGCUGUUAUUGUCACUAAUGAGCAUCUUCAUUCAUUUGCUGUCAUCUCUGCUCUUUCCUCUUGAGAAACUGAUGUCUUGAUUGGAAGACGAUCCAUUCUGAGGGCGGUAAAAGGAAUGAAGAUGUGUUUGAUGUGCCUAAUGUGCUAUAUCUUCCUUUUUGAUAAUUAAGCUCCAUGUCAUGUGGGAAGCCUGCUUUCACUAUUCUUUUAGUUUUUGCCUGACCCUGCUUUUUGUUGCCCCUCUUUCUUCUCUCUCUCUCUCUCUCUCUCUCUCUCUCUCUCUCUCUCUCGCUCUCUCUGAGAACUAUUUCUGUACAAAUGCUGAUAUGACAAACUAAAGAAUAGAGUGUUUAAAGGCAAUUUUCUGACUCCAAGGUCAUGAUAGAUUUUUUUCAUAUAGUAUACACAAUUCUCGUUUACUUUAUGUUUUGUCAACCAAAAUCUAAUGAAAAGCUCAGGAUUUUAGUGAAAAUAAACGUGGCCAUUAAUUUGAGUGCCAAAAGUUGUUUAUACUAAUGCCAUGAGAUUUUAUAGGGAUUAUUCUUUACCUAAUCGCUAAUACUGCCUGAGUCCUUACAGGAUGCUUCAAACAUUAGUGCUAUUUCAACAAUAUUUGUACCUAAUGCCUAUUUAGUGUUUCCCUUUAAAUGGUUUUUAUGGAAAUUCAUAGCUUCAUAGAAUCAUGGACCACUUAAUUAGUGUGGAUAGUGGGUUACGGUAUUUUAUGUACAAAAUAUAAAAUGAGUAUACAUUUUUGUACUGUUAAUUUUAAUGCCGAUAUGAAAUCCAUUGCCAACAGACAAACAUGUCUAUGUGUACCUAUGGUAUUGUGUUCUGAUACUGCCACUGUGAUGAAUCAACUACCUAACAACUGUAUAAAUUUGUCAUCUGUAAUUUUACUUAUAACAUUAUAUUAUAGCAACUGUAGAGAAAUUCCAAAUAUAUUCCCUGGAAGUCACAUGUACAGAUUUUUGUCAUUUGAAGAUGAAGCCACAUUGUGCAACACUGUCUAUUAAUAUUGAUUAAAAUAAAACAACAGACUGUUUUUCAAAAGAAAUUUUAAACAAUUGCUUAUCUUAUGCUUUGGCUUAAGUUUCUUGUAGGGGAAUUAAAUUUUAAGGUAAUUUGGGGUUUCGAUAUUUUGCUAUAGCCUAAUAGGUAGGUAGGCUCCUUUUGUAACAGUCUAGAUAAGCAUACUGUUUAAAAUUCCUGUAAUCUUUUUUUUAUUAUUGUUUUUAGCGUUCUUAAAAUAGAGACUCUAUUUUGUAUAAAGUAGCAUAAAAUAUGUGUCUGUAAAGGCGAAAACAACUCUACGAUAAAAUAUGAAUAAAUUUUAUCCU